AUGUUCACCGACCAUAAGCUGGAGGCUAAAGUCUUCUGCAUGCUAUCGGGUGCGCUUUCCAAGACCUGGUGGGCUCACCGUAUCAUCGACCUCAGCAAACCGCAAGCCAUCCACGGUCUACGCGUUGUAAACGUCGAAACCGACGACUUCUACGUGGCCAAAAUCGAGCUCGAAUGGGACUGGCCGGUCUUCCACGAUUUCAAACACAACGAUAUCGUCGUGCUGUAUGGCGUUGGAAAGGCUCCUCCUAAAAAGCUCGAAGUCACCGAAAAGGGGAAGGUCGUGUUGGACAAGCUCGAGCCAACUGAAGAGUACAUCAUCACGGUGCGCAACAUCAGCCGCGAGUUGGGCAUCAACAGCCAAGACGCCAUCAUCAAGCAGCAGACGAGACCAAUCAUCUCAUCCACGCUAUAUCCCGGCCAAAUCUCGUCUACCUCCAUCAACAUCAAUUUCGGCGAAUCGGACCCGGAACAGGGAAAAUUCGAGCACUACGAGCUCGACUUCACCGGCAACAACAAGAACAUCACCCGGAAAAUUGCCAUGGACAAGGACCGCUCGUUCACCUUCACCAAGUUAAUCCCCGGCAAGACGUACAAGUUCUCCCUCUUCACCGUCUACAAAUCGAUGCGCAGCCGGCCGGUUGUCGCCGAAAUUACGACCUACCCGCUAAAAGUCGAGAAAUUGCGCCCAAUCGUCGGGAGGGACUACGCCUCGCUACACUGGGACAUUGAAAAUUUUGCCGAUAACGACGUGCGCUUCCGGCUGAGCUACAUCGCAACGUCGAACGAUGGUGCCAGAAAGGAGCGGACCGUUCAGCUGAAGAACACCAACCACUAUCGAUUUGAUGAGCUCGACCUGGAGACGUACUACACCUUCACAAUUACCGUCAUUAUGGGGCUUGGCGGUGACGAUUACGAGUUGCGCUCGUGGUUCGAGGUGCACAACGACGACAAGUGGCCCUCCUACCGGGCCAGCCGUUCCGACUAUCAGCCAUUCUCAAAGCGUGGUGUCAAAGAGGCCAUGUUUAUCAUCGGAGAGGACGACUGUGAGCAGCAGCGCCUUGAUGAACCGUACUGCAACGGAAUGCUGCGCGCCAACACCAAGUACCUGGCCAAAGUACGCGGUUACACCGACGAGGGCGUGGCGAUGGAGACGGACUGGGUGGCCAUACAUGGACACACUAACGGACAAGGAGAUGGAGAUGAGGAUGAGGAGGAAGAAGAAGACCCAGGCCUCCCGUGUCAUAUGUACCUCAACGGAUGUCCCCGCAAGGGGGACAAGGGCAAAUCGGAGCUCUGCAUGUUCACUAUGGCCACCGACCUGGGCUGCGUGCUCACCUCGUUCCUCUACGUCGCCAUCAAGGAGGCGGCCAACAAGGAGCCGGGCUAUUCCGGGUCGCAAAGUCUGGAGAUGCUGCGCAAUAGUGUCCUUGUCUCCGCUGAAUCAUGCCUCCUGCUGGUGACCAACUUGUGCCUGGUCGUUACCCUCUACACGGAGAUCAAGGCAGCCGAGAAAAACAAAUGCUACGUCACGAACAACAUCGGCGUGUCGCUGCACAAGUAUGAUAUCGAAUGUGGCGGCCCGCAGAAGCAGUGUGAAGCCAAGCGUGGGCUUCUCGGCAAGCUCGUCGCUUACGGCAACAAUUCCCUCAGCUCUGGAAACGCCAAGAAAGAGACCGCCGAGCCUGCCAAGGAUAAUUCGGAAAGUUGCCGCAAGUCAGCCGGCCCUGAUUCCAGCUGCAAGACGGCUCAGUCCGUUUCCGCACCGCUAGCCGAGUUUUCCACCCGUCAAAAGACUUCCUCGCCUCCGAAGACGGCCAUUAUCAUCCCUUCCACCAACUCUAGCGGGGCGCAACACCCUGUGCCACCGCCCAUGAAGUAUGCCUUCGAUCAGCCUCCGUCUGCCGUUGCACCUACCACCCUAAAGGCC
Molecule: messenger RNA, 1929 nt
Organism: Mesorhabditis spiculigera
Lineage: Eukaryota; Metazoa; Nematoda; Chromadorea; Rhabditida; Rhabditidae
Source: the annotation of a GenBank genome assembly